AUGUCUUCACGGUCAGGAGCCCUUUCUAGCGCAGCAACCACAAUAAGAAUACUUAUACCGGCGGGAAAAGCGACGCCUACACCACCACUAGGUCCCGCACUCGGACAACGAGGUGUCAAGGCAAUAGACUUUUGCAAACAGUUCAAUGACCGCACAAAAAAAAUAUUGCCCGAAGUUCCGAUUCCAACACUUAUUGAUGUACGUUCGGACAGAAGUUUUAGUUUUGUGAUUAAGAAUCCGCCGACUACGUGGUUUCUUAAACGUGCGGCUGGCGUGGAAAAAGGGGCCUCGAAACCGGGCAGUGAGAUUGUGGGUAAAGUUACACUUAAACACGUUUAUGAAAUUGCAAAAAUUAAACAACAGCAGGCAAAUAUGCAGCAUUUAUCAUUACGGGGUAUUGUCAAGGGUGUAAUAGCAACAGCAAAGAGCGCGGGAAUUGAAGUUGUUAAUUGA
Molecule: messenger RNA, 453 nt
Organism: Ambispora leptoticha
Lineage: Eukaryota; Fungi; Glomeromycota; Glomeromycetes; Archaeosporales; Ambisporaceae
Source: the annotation of a GenBank genome assembly